Mya arenaria is the source of this 5095-nucleotide messenger RNA. Its product is annotated as receptor-type tyrosine-protein phosphatase mu-like. The transcript is spliced from 21 exons. Gene Ontology annotation, molecular function: protein tyrosine phosphatase activity. Bases 172 to 3927 code for a protein of 1251 amino acids. The record is from RefSeq and is a predicted model, not a curated record. NCBI's taxonomy places the organism in Eukaryota, Metazoa, Mollusca, Bivalvia, Myida, Myidae. Gene Ontology annotation, biological process: protein dephosphorylation.
CAAACAUUUCCUCAUGUCAAUUUGUGUCAUUUAAGCGCACUUUUAUCUAACAUUUACAAAUAACCAAGUUAUGCUUUCGAACUAACAUUGAAUGAAUUCAAAUAGAUUGGAUUUUAUUAAAACAUAAACAGACGCAACCAAUUUAGGCAACUUCAAUGCACUCUUAGUUGCAUGAUGAUCGGAGCUAUUGGAUUCGGAAUUAUAUUAGAACUUUUUAUUUCAGAUAUUACAGCUCAGGAUGACUGUAGUGAUUGCAGCUGUUGUAACAACGGCGACUGUGAUUCGUCUAGAACAUGCACGUCGGGUUGCAAAAACGGGUACUGGCACGAUAGAUGCGACAAAAAGUGCACCAACAAUUGUGCUAGAUGUUCUCAGUAUAAUGGUGAUUAUUGUUAUGAUUGUCAACAAGGAUACUAUGUUAGAUAUAAUAACCUCUGCGGAAAAUGCCGUUAUUCUGGCUGUACUUGUACCUAUUAUUCUGGUUGCGAUGAGUGUUUAGAAGGUUACUAUGAUCCUAGUCGUAGAUGCAUUGAAUGUCCAAACAACUGCAAUAAAUGUACCAGCUCAAGCAGUUGCUCAUCAUGCAAUCAAGGUUUUUAUGGAUCUUACUGCCAAUACCUGUGCUCGUCCGGCUGUGUAGACGGAAUAUGCGAAAGAGCAACUGGAACGUGUAUUUGUAAAACCGGUUGGACUGAUAGUAAAUGUAACAAAUGUUUACCCAAUUACUAUGGCGAUCAAUGCUCGCACCGCUGCAGAGCAGAAUGUUCAGAAUGUGACGACUUUAACAGCUGUCAGUCAUGUGUUAAGGGAAACUAUGGGUCAUAUUGUCAGAACACUUGCGGCAAAGGAUGUGUCAAUAAUGAGUGCUACAAAUCAAAUGGUCAGUGUCAAUGCCAAAGCAAUUUAUUCGUAGGAUACCAAUGCGAUACCUGUGUCCCAGGUAAAUAUGGACAAAACUGUAACAUAGAAUGUCCUGGCUCGUGUUAUUCUUGUACUGAAGCGACAGUCUGUACCUCAUGCAAAACUGGCUUCUUCGGUAAAAUUUGUGAACAUAACUGUUCUGAAUCGUGUACGAGUUGCUCACAAUUAGGACAAUGUGUGUCUUGUAGCACAGGAUAUUCACACCCAAGAAGACAAUGUAUUUGUCAGGACAAAAUGUGUUCUACACCUGACAAUUGCGAUAACUGUAUAAGUAACGAAUAUUAUCCAGACAACGGAUCAUGCUGUCCCUGUUCAUUGUUACAGCAUUGUAAGUCAUGCAAUGUGACUUCAAAUGUAACCAAGUGUACUGCAUGUGAUGAAGGUUUCUAUCCAAACGAGAGUGGUGAAUGUGUUAACUGUAGCAUAACAUGCAUAGAUGGCCAAUGUGAUUCGCUAACAGGAGAAUGUAAGACAGGUUGCGAAAGCGAUAACUGGGGUCAAUUUUGCGAACACAAGUGCAAUGAAUCAUGUUAUACAUGCAACCGAUCUAAUGGUGAGUGUUUGGCGUGUGCUUCAAAAAUGAAAUAUGGGCCGAAUUGUAACAUUAACUGCAGUGAGACCUGCGUUGAUAAAGAAUGCUAUAUAUCUGGAAAAUGUAUCAACGGGUGCUUAAAAAACAACUAUGGAGAAAUGUGUGAAAAUGAGUGCGACAAAAAUUGUAUCUCGAAAGGUUUUGGGACAAGAUGUUCAUCUGAAAGUGGAGAAUGUCUUCACGGUUGCACGCCUGGCUACACAGCAGUUGUGUGUCAUCAAAUGCCUCAAGGUGAAACACAGACUCUUGGUGGCUCACCAGCAGCCGCUAUAGGUGGAGGUGUUGCAGGCGGUGUGAUACUAAUCAUUGGCGUCAUCGCAUUCCUUCUACUCAAGAAAAGACGUGCUGGAAAUAGUAACAAAGCAUCGACAACAUUAAAGACUGCUCAAAAUGACAAACAGGUUGACUCAUCAGCGGUCUAUGCGACUGUGAAUAAAAACACUGUUCAACCCGACGCCAUUUAUGCGAACACUGUUGACGAUACCCCACAGAUAAUCUUGAUUUCCAAUCCAAGUUAUCAAACGCCCACAGAGAAGAACACUAGUUCAGAAAUGACUUGCAAAGAAGACAAUCUUGAAAUUGACGACGAGGACGCUAUUGCACGGGAUAUCGCUAUUAGGUUUGAAGAAAAUGGAGGAGUGUAUUACAACAAUGCCAAUGAGGUUAACAAAACCAAAGUGAAAGUUGAGGAGUUACCUGCGUAUGUAACUGACAAAACGAAAAACUCGUAUGAAGAAGAGUUUGAGAAAUUUCCAUACGGUCUUACAAAACCGUUCGAAGAUUCACAAAAGGCUAGCAAUAUGUUACGCAACAGAUAUAAAGGAAUUUACCCCUAUGACGAUGCACGGGUGAAGAUUCUGUACAAUGGAUCUGAUUAUAUAAACGCAAGCUUUAUUGAUGGUUUUAAAAGAAGAAAUGAGUACGUUGCAACUUUAGGUCCGAUGUCUAAACAACUUGGAGACUUUGGAUUGUUUUGGGAAAUGGUCUGGCAGCAGAAAAUAGAAAAAGUUGUCAUGGUCACCAAUUUAAUUGAGGAAAACAAAGGGAAAUGUGACCAAUACUGGCCGAAUGUUGGAUCGUCUGCCCGUUACGGAAACGUUAACGUUACUUGUCUGUCAGAAGAUGAGUACGCUGAAUUUACCAGACGAACUUUUCACAUAUCUCAGAGUUCUGCAGAGAGAAAACUCCACCAGUUCCAUUUCACGUGUUGGCCAGACAGAAGUGUCCCUGAGGAUGUUACUUCUCUUGUGGAGUUCAGGCAAAUGGUCCUGAAUACUUCGACAAAGCUGAACGGUCCAACAGUGGUUCAUUGCAGUGCUGGUGUUGGACGAACGGGCACCUAUAUUGCUCUUGACAUCCUGACGAAGGAAGGAAUAGCGGAAGGGAGCAUUGACAUCCCCGGAUGUGUGCUCAACAUGCGACAGAACAGGCCCAACAUGAUUCAAACACUGGAGCAGUAUCAGUUUCUCCACAGAGCCCUUGUUCACUCAUUAACGUUGGACUGUAACCCGGUGAAAGGGGAGAGUUAUCAGCGGUUCUUGGACAGCCUCAAUGACGGUGAUAGGGCGAAGUUGUUUCAGCAAACCCAGUUCACAGCGGAAGAAUAUUCAGAGAAAGAAUCUCAGGCGAUCGCGAGAAACAAAACACUCAAGGGCAAAAAUAGACCAAACGCCGACAUUCCAGGUGACGGGAACAGACCCCGGCUGAAUAAAGGCAUAAAGGAGGGCAGAUCGGAUUACAUUAAUGCUGUUUUUAUAAACGGUCAUCGGACGAAGAAUCGCUAUUUGGUUGCACAAACACCUUUGCCAGAGACAGUCGAUGAUUUCCUAACGCUCAUUUAUCAAGAGUCUUGCUCGUGUAUUGUCAGCUUUGAAACGGACAAUGGAAAUAAUAAGAGCGUGGGCUCAUAUUUCCCUGCUGACAAUCAAGUGUUAAAGACAGGGGCGUUCAGUGUGAAAAGUUUACGGCAAGAUGGGAAGGAUUAUUACACAAAAAGAACUCUGAUGUUGGAGCCAACGGGACAAAAUAAGGAGACUGUCAUAAAAAGCAUUCCGCAACUAGCGUUCAGUGCCUGGGACAGUUCGAAAAAUACUCCAAGGUCCGCAUCAGAGUUUAUGGACUUCAUUAACUAUGUUGAGGAGGCAUCAAGAGCAUCUACAUCUCGAGGACCAAUUCUCAUUCACUGCAUUGACGGAGCCAGCAAGAGUGGUUUGUUCUGUGUUGUUUCCCUGCUCAUACAGAAGAUGGCCGUUGAACACGAGGUCAGUGUUGUAAACGCUGUCAGAAAGAUCAAGGCAAGGCGAAUGUUCGCUAUUCCAAUCCAGUCCCAGUUGGAGUUCUGCCAUGAGUGUGUUCUGGCGUACAUCAAGUCUUUUGAAAACAACAUGUACUCAAACUUCGGGGAAACACUCUGAAAUGUCAGAAGUGUGUUCAAGCGGACAUGGAUUCUUUUGAAUACAACUUUUACUCAAACGUUUGCGAAACACAUAAAAUAACAACCCGAAGUUCAACAUUCCCAAAUAGUUAAACGGGAUUAAAAGGAUAAAACCCAUUGUACUUUAAAUUGUAAGAUAUUGCUGUAUAAACCUAGAUUGGACGGGAAACAGCUGAGCAGCUGGCCAUAAGAUUCAAAAAGUCUUUGGGGAAAGGCGGGUAGUUGUCAUUCUAGCUUUUUAAAGUAUUUUCUACAUAUCAUUUACGCAAAAUUCGUGUAUUAUAAUGUUUAUAAAUUCUAUAUUUAUAUAAAGUAUGUACAAAUCUCAGGAACAUAGCUGCAGAUGUUAUGAGUGUGCUCUAGUAUACAUGCACUUCGACUUUGGAUAAAGGCAUUUAGACAUUUAGAAGAGAUUAGAAUUGUUUGAUCAUACUGUAUUCCAAAUGUUUCAGGGAACAAGGAACUAUGAGUGUGUUCUAACGUAAAUCUAAACUGUGGAAAUGAAAAUGUUCUACAUAUAAUUUUGAUUUGGUGUUCAUAGCGUACCACUAGUUUCAGGACUUCAACAUUGGAGAAAGGAAUUGAGGCGUUGGUGCAAUGACAUGUAUCUUACAUCAUGAGUUAUCAUAUGAUGUUUGGGUUGUAGUAAAAGAUUGUCGUUCGGUUUUUCAAUAUAUAUGCAACACAUUACUUACCAUGUACAUAAACUGUAUAUGUAUUACUUAAUUCAAUUACAUGAUUCAAAGCGUAAUGCUCUGAUCACGCUUUACAUAGAUAACUUCGGCUGCAAACAAUAUUAGUAUUCACAACAUUGAGUGUUGAGUUCAGUUCUCAUCCGAAGAUCAUUUCUGUAUUUUAUAACAAUUCAAAUAGCUCUUUAUCAAAGAUGUUCUGUGCCGUGACGCGGAUCAAUACAUUUUCUAUAUAGAAACGGAUUAAAAACAUAUAUUAUAGACCUGGCAUUGAAAUAUUGUUGUUUUUUAAUAUGUGAUAAUAAUCCUUUAUAAUACAAUAUUAUAUUAUAAUUGGAACAGCAUGUACGAAUUUCCGUCGACUGUCAAAUGUAUUAAGACUUGGAUCUGAUAAAGGUAGUACCGAAAUUUUAAAGAUUUGUACAUGUAUACAUCAUAUGCUAUUCAGUAAAUAGG